Molecule: messenger RNA, 3493 nt
Organism: Saprolegnia diclina VS20
Lineage: Eukaryota; Oomycota; Saprolegniomycetes; Saprolegniales; Saprolegniaceae
Product: TKL protein kinase
Exons: 26
Coding region: 1-3420 (1139 amino acids)
Biological process (GO): protein phosphorylation
Cellular component (GO): cytoplasm
Molecular function (GO): ATP binding; protein kinase activity; protein binding
Source: RefSeq, a predicted model, not a curated record
AUGGGGAACGAAGCCGGGUGCGCCCUCCUGAAAGGGAAGCCCUCGUUGAAGAAGCGCUUUACGCUUGGUAAUAGCAAGGGCAGUGCAGAUGACGCGCUGAUCGCCGCUGUUUUCAACGACGACUUUGCCACGUUGGUUGCCUUGCUCAAGGCCGGCGCGAACCCCAACCACCGCGACGCUCAGCUGGGCGGGACGCCGCUGUUCCUCGCCGCCGCCAUGAAUAGGGAUCCAACCAUGAUCGACGCGCUUCUUCGCGCGUCCGCCGACGUCAACUUCCAGCACAAGACCGGGAACACGGCGCUGCACGUAGCGGCGCAGGAAGGCGCGUUGGGCAAUCUGUCGUUGCUGCUGGCCGCCAACGCGAGUCUCAACGUCACCGACGAGUCGGGACGCACGCCGCUGCACGACGCCGCCGAGCUCGGGCACCUCGAAGCGUGCCAGCGGCUUGUCGAAGCCGGCGCGCUCCUCAACGUCACCAACAAUAAUGGCGAGACGCCGCUCUUUGUUGCGACGCGCAAAGGCGAGAUGCGCGUCGUCCAGUACCUGCUCAACGACCUCCGCGUGCGCGUCGACGCUGUUGCCAACGACGGCAACACGCCCUUGUGUGUGGCGAUAUCGACCAUGAAGGCGAGUGUCGUGGACCUGUACAUCCGCCGCGGCGCCAACAUCAACCACCAAGGCAAGGAAGGCAUGACACCGCUGUGUGUCGCAGCGUCGGUCCAGGACGCAGAUAGCGUCCGACUCUUGCUCCAGUAUGGUCCCGACGUCGACUGCUGCUGCAGCCCCGGGUGCACGGCGCUGGAGAUGGCCAAGAAGGGCGGGCACCAUGACGUGGUCAAGGCGCCGUCGUUCGAGGCAACGUUGUCCGAGCGACUCAAGCGCCUCUGCCAGCCCAAGGAAGAAGACAUGUCCGAGCUCUGUCAGCGCCUCUGCAGCAGCGUGCCCUCUCCGGUGGACUUUGGAACCGAGAGCGAGCGUAACCCGAGUGGACCUGACCUUAUGGCCGAGCAGCUGCAGCGUCUUCGCGCCGCGUUCAAUGACAAAGCCCAGUCACGCCUCCAGUCCGACUUGGUGCGGGCCGUCGACAAGGACUUGACUGCGACGGCAGAACACGCGCUCCAGGCAGGCGCCGACCCCAACGUUGUCGAUAGCACCCACGGCGUCCUCCUCUGCCGCGCGGCGCUUCAAGGCUCGGUCCCGAUGGUCGACGUCCUCCUCACCGCUGGCGCCAAAGUCAACGCCACAGCCAGCGACGGACACUCGGCGCUGAUGCAAGCAGUCUUGGGCCAGCACGAGCGCGUCAUCGAGCGACUGAUCAAGGCGCACGCCGAUGUGAACCAGCCCACUGCGGGUGGGUGCUGCCCUCUGUACGCCGCCGCGAGCUACGGCUACGACGCCAUCGUGCGCAAACUGGUGGCAGCCGGCGCCGACGUCAACCAGUGCAACCAAGCGUACUGGCCGCCGCUGCUUGUGAGUGUGCAUGGCGGCCACGCCGGCAUCGUCGAGACAUUACUCAACGCUGGCGCCAACCGCUUGGCCGUCACCCACACCAACGAGACGGCGAUGGAUAUCGCUAAACGAUGCCAGCGGAAGGACCUUCUGGCCUUGCUCGAGGCGCCGCCGGAGCUGUUCGACGCGGUCCAGAGCAGUGACGUUUACCGCGUCAUAGCCUGUCUGCGCCGCGGCGACGACCCCAACAUGCGCAGAGCGGAUGGGACGCCGCUGCUUCACGUGGCCGUGCGCCGCGGGGAUCGUGACGUCCUCAGCGCGCUUCUCCUCAGCAAGGGCCUCUUGAUCGACCAGACAAAUGCGGCCGGCGAGACGGCCCUUGUGUACGCCACCGCCACGGCCAGGCGCGCCAUGGCCGAUGCGAUCCAAGCCGAGUGUCUCCGACGUGGCCAACCGCUUGCCCCACAAGCGCUGCCACGUGACGUGGCGUCGGACCCUAGCCCUAGCCCUAGCCCUAGCCCUGCCCCGCCCGUCAUCAAAGAAGUCGUGUCGACGCUCGUGGUUGCGUCGAGUGCAGAAGAUGAUGCGCCAGCAACCAGCACACCAGAUGCACUCGAUCCGACAAUCGCGCUCUUCAACGCAUUGCGCGCUGGCCAGCGAGACAUCGCGUUGGCGUUGUACGCUGCGACGUACACGGCCCCGAUCGAAGUUAAUGACGACGACUAUACGGUUUUGCCGACCAUCUUGGGCACCGGGGGCUUUGCCGUCGUGUACGCGGGGACCUUUCGUGGCCAAGACGUGGCCGUCAAGCGACUCGUGCGGCGCUACCACCAUAACCACAGCCGCACGUGGCAGGACGAGGUCAACGCCAACGUCCGCUGUCCGUCGCCGUACAUUGUGCAACUGCUCGCGCUUUCGUCGUCGUCGGCCACGCACCAAGACUUGGUCUUCGAACGCAUGGACGCAGGCGACCUCUUUACGCUCUUGCGGCAGAAGCAGCGCCUCGGUACGCAGCUGCCGUACAAUGACGUGGCGAUCGCAUACGCCGUGGCGAGUGCGCUCUGCGAUCUGCACAGCCGCCGCCUCGUGCACCUCGACCUCAAGAGCGCCAACGUGCUGCUCUGCUCGAGAGGAUUUGUCAAGGUCGCAGACCUCGGCCUCGCGUGCGAGAACGACAGCCACACAAAGACGGCGGAGAAGGGCACGAUCGGCUACAUUGCGCCCGAAGUGUGGGUCGGUGGCAAGUACGGCGCGGCCGCCGACGUCUACUCGCUCGGCGUCCUCCUCAUCGAGCUCUGCACGCUCGACCGGCCAUUUCCAGAGCUGACCAAGGCUUUUGACGUCUACCGCGCGGUCGUCAACGAGCGCCGGUGCCCCGAGCUCCCGAAACACGUCAAGCCGUGGCUGCGACGCCUCACCGAAGCCUGCCUCUCGUACGACCCGCGCGACCGACCGUCCGCAAAUGAGGUUGCGACCUGCCUCUACGAGCAUCUCGAGGAUGAUGCCUCUGACGAGCCCACCGUCGACGUCGCUCCCGAGUCCGCGCCAACAGAAGAGUCCGCGACAACAAAAGAGCCCAUACCAACAGACGAGCCUGCGCCAACAGACGAGCCCGCGCCAGAGCCGACGGCCAAGGUGUCAGUGGAAACAACGCCCAAUGACCGACCUCUCGAGAACGACGUGGUGAGCGUGCGCUGUGUCGUGUGUGAUGCGACCCACAGCUUCUUGCAGACGCACUGCGACUUGUGCGGCGAGGCGCUGCCGGAUGCCAGUGUGAAGCUCCGCGUCGUCGUGCGUCGUCUGAGCCAGCAGUCGAGUCGCGUCGACACGAGCAUGCGUUGUGAGUGGUGCUAUGCAGUAAACGCGGCGCUGGCCGACCACUGCGUCGACUGCGACGAGCCGCUCUGCUCAAGCGAGCGCAAACUGCAGAUCUUGAGCAAGCGGCUCCAGCGCGCGACGCUGUCUGCUUAGCUCUCUUGUCCGUUCCACGUAGCAAGUACCUUUGUUUCAAGUUUUCAAAGAACAUUCGUGUGGUGUCAAGUCC